Messenger RNA from Colletotrichum lupini, 201 nucleotides. RefSeq lists its product as uncharacterized. Lineage: Eukaryota; Fungi; Ascomycota; Sordariomycetes; Glomerellales; Glomerellaceae. Bases 1 to 201 code for a protein of 66 amino acids. The transcript has a single exon. The record is from RefSeq and is a predicted model, not a curated record.
AUGCCUAGCGCGCUGGUUGGUCGACGCUUGUCUAUCUUGGCUCUGGGCGCCACUUCAAAAAUCUCUCCGCACGGGGGAAGGUGUGGUGGUGUGGUGGCUAUUGCUUCUGUUUUUACCACUGUUACGGCAGACUGCAAGAGGCACUCCGCCAAAACCGUUCUUUCUAAUAGACCUACGGCUACUAUAAAUUUUAGGUAUUAA